Molecule: messenger RNA, 1413 nt
Organism: Pecten maximus
Lineage: Eukaryota; Metazoa; Mollusca; Bivalvia; Pectinida; Pectinidae
Product: UPF0561 protein C2orf68 homolog
Exons: 4
Coding region: 559-978 (139 amino acids)
Source: RefSeq, a predicted model, not a curated record
UACUAUAGAAGCAUCAUUACGUGCAUACAGUACCGUCACAGUCAAAAGAAAGCUGAUCCAUGAGUCGAAUGGCAGAACUGCAUAAUUUUGAUUUCGCAUUUGAACAUGUUUCGUUGUUGAAUGUAAUAAUCCAGAGGUUAGUCGUGGUGUACACUGUUAUUGUGAACACAUAUUGGUAUAGAUCUACAGAAUUCCGUGAUUUUUUUAUUUGUACAUUUCUGAUGAUUACUUUUUUAAGAUUUAUACAGGCAUGACAAGUGACAGGUGACUAGACCUGUCUGCCAACGACAUGACUGUAAUAGGCGACUAAUGUGGGAACCCAUGCAGAAUUUGUUGUGUCCUCUUAGGCCUAUAGGGGCCAUGAACCCAACUAGAGUAAAUAUGCACCCCUUACAAAUUAAAGACCUUUUAUUGCCUUUCUACUUUACUUUAAAAACAUGCUUUGGCAAUUAAAGCUGACAGUGCAAGUUGAAAAGCUUUCAAUUGGGAUUUUAAAAAAAACACACAAUGUUUCAGUAAUAUUCAGAGUAUUCUGAGAUAUGCCCCUAUGAUUACAGUAUGGUCAUGUCAAUGUAUCUAAGAAAGUGCAAACAACAUUAUAGUUUGUGCUCUGCUUGGAUCCGACCCCUGUAUAAAUGCCAAAACACAUAUGAAAAAGAGGUAAAGGCAAAGAAGGGAAUGUCGAAACCUGGCAAACAUUCUGGAUCCAAGAACAAGAAGCCUGAAGCCAGUGUCUACAUUCCUCCUAUGAGGCAGCAGAAAGAUGAAAAUGUAAAAGAAGAAAUGUUUUGUUUGGAAUUUGAAGACAAAAAUGGAGAAGUUUACAAUUUCACCAUCUACAAGUGUGACAGAGCUGGGACAGUUGCCAGGAGAAUUGGUCAGGAGGCACAGUUACCUCCCUUGUUUGUGGGUGCACUUGAGGAGAGACUACAACAAGAGUUUGAAAAGCAUGCUAGUCAGAACAAUCCUGUUUCCUGAACACAUAUCUGACUGUUACAGCUCUAAGCCUGUCUCCACAGGUUUAAACGUUCUAACAUUCCAAGUUAGAUUACACAAAUAGCCAGGUUUCAAGUAGCCAAGCUCAAGAAGAGAGAGAGACAUCAAUGUUGUCGCAUCAAACGGCCUUGCGGUGUCAGUAGAAGACACAAUUUUGCUAUUUGUUAGCCUUGCCCUAAGUGCAGAGACUGGUUUCUCAAGCAUAUCUGCCAUAGAUUUGUAGACACUAAACUUGUUUCUCCAGCACAUCUGCUGAAGACUGGUGGACACAGAAUUGGUUUCUGCAGCACAUCUGUCCUACAUAGAUGUUUAUACCAGAAGGAUCCCUGUUUUACAGACUGGACAUUUUUCUGUGGCAGUACAAAAGUGAUAUUUUCUCGAGAAUAAAAGGUUUAUUUUCUGUUUUAAAAAAAAAUA